AUGCCACAGUAUGGUCUCUACCGCCAAUUAUUCAUUGUCUUCUCUAUACUAUCUCCGUUGGUCAGAUCUUUCACCGUGAUCACCUCCGACUCGAUGGCUCCGUCAGCUCUUAUCGACGGGCCACAAACCGGAUUCACGAUGACCAGUGACGGAGCUCGCACGGAGCCCGACGAGCAAGACGCCGUCUACGACAUUAUGCGUGCGACCGGCAAUGAUUGGGCCGCCUCGAUUCCGGACGUGUGUCGAGGCCGGUGGCACGGGAUCGAGUGUAUGCCGGACCAGGAUAACGUUUACCACGUCGUCUCUCUGUCGUUCGGAGCUCUCUCAGACGACACGGCGUUCCCUACUUGUGACCCGGAACGCUCUUACGUCUCCGAGUCCAUCACGAGGCUUAAACACCUCAAAGCAUUGUUUUUCUAUCGUUGUUUAGGCCGGGCUCCUCAGCGAAUACCGGCGUUUCUUGGCCGCUUGGGUUCGAGUUUGCAAACGCUAGUUCUCAGGGAGAAUGGGUUUCUUGGUCCUAUACCGGAGGAACUGGCCAAUCUCACCAGUUUGAAAGUUCUUGAUUUGCAUAGAAACAACCUCAACGGCUCCAUUCCGUUGUCGUUUAACCGGUUCUCCGGUUUAAGAUCGCUUGAUUUGAGUGGGAAUCGGUUGACUGGUUCGAUUCCCGGUUUUCAUCUUCCGGAUCUUAAUGUUCUGGACCUGAACCAGAAUCUGUUAACUGGCCCGGUACCAUCCACACUCUCGAGUUGUGGUUCGUUGAUCAAAAUUGAUCUUAGCCGUAACCGAUUCACUGGUCCCAUCCCUGACUCAAUUAACCGGCUCAACCAACUGUUGCUUCUUGAUUUGAGCUAUAACCGGUUGUCAGGUCCAUUUCCGCCUUCUCUCCAAGGUCUAAACUCUCUUCAAGCUUUGAUGCUCAAAGGCAAUACCAAAUUCUCGGCAACGAUUCCGGAAAAUGCUUUCAAAGGGCUCAAGAACUUGAUGAUUCUAGUUCUCUCAAAUAUGAAUCUCCAAGGCUCAAUACCGGGAUCAUUGACUCGGUUAACAAGUCUUCGGGUCCUUCAUCUGGAGGACAACAACUUGACCGGGUCGAUUCCUUUGGAAUUUCGUGACGUGAAGCAUCUAAGCGAGCUGAGGCUAAACGAUAACCAUCUGACAGGGCCCGUACCGUUCGAGAGAGACACCGUGUGGAGGAUGAGGAGAAAGCUGAGGCUGUAUAACAAUGCCGGUUUGUGCGUGAACAGGGACAGUGACUUGGAUGAUGUAUUCGGUUCAACAUCCGGAUCAAGUGUCAGGUUGUGUAAUGAGGAAAUGCAGAGACCAGGGCCUUCCGGUACGGUUCAGCAUCUAUCUAGGGAAGAUGGUAUUACUGCAGGCGCAGCUACGGACGUGUCAAGCGGUUCCAAGCCGUUAGACUUCUUUAAUGUAUUUGCAUUCUUUCUUGUGUUCUCAGUUUCUCUUGUAUGCCAAUAA
Messenger RNA from Arabis nemorensis, 1479 nucleotides. NCBI's taxonomy places the organism in Eukaryota, Viridiplantae, Streptophyta, Magnoliopsida, Brassicales, Brassicaceae. The record is from the annotation of a GenBank genome assembly.